AUGGGUAACUCGACUUCCAAAAAGCGUGCGUCGGGCCUACCUAGGAACAUUGACUCAAAUGAUCUGGAUAAAAAGGAGAACGGGCAUAGCUCUGGUACAAGCUUCGGGAAUACGUCGACCAGAGAUUUUCCGCAUGUUGAUACAAACAAAAAUAAUACUUCAAGUAAUAUUACACCCAGUCCCGAAAAUA
Acaulospora morrowiae is the source of this 190-nucleotide messenger RNA. The record is from the annotation of a GenBank genome assembly. NCBI's taxonomy places the organism in Eukaryota, Fungi, Glomeromycota, Glomeromycetes, Diversisporales, Acaulosporaceae.